GACGGUACGCGGCGCUCCGGGGAGAGAGAACGAAUAUAUUAUUAUUAUUUCGUUGCGUCCGUGUUGUUGUUGGCGGUUUCGUGUCUCGCUUUGUUUAUCGAUUUAUAUAUUUAUUUUUUACUCGUUCGUGAAGGUGUUUUGUGUCGGAACGCGAGUACUGUUUGCAUCGCGUACUCGCUUCGUGUUUUCGUGAAGUGAUAUUCAAGGGGCGGGGAGAAGGAGGAAGAGGAGGGGGGGGGCUGGUGUCGCAAGCAUGGGUCCCCGCCUGGAGCAGGUGGCCCCAGCACCGCCUUCUGCGUCGCCUGCAGGUGCCGUCGGGGCUCCCCUGCGCGUCCCGCCCUUGCAUUCGGUCCUGGCGCCCAACCCUGGUCUCAGGAACCUGUUCUCGUGGCGACACAGCAAAGAUGGCGGAAGCGGCGGCGGCGGCAGCGACGGCGGCGGCGGAGGCGGAUCCUCGUCGUCGGCGUCGUCCUCGCCCGUGCCUUCGUCGUCGCCCGCGUCGUCGUCCUCGUCUGCGUCCUCCCCCGGGGGCGGCGCCUGGAGGAUCUUCUCGCGCCCGCCCCUCAGGCCGCCUCGCUCGCCCGACCUCCAGGCUCGGAAUUGCGAACUGGAAGCGGGAAGCGCCGGCCUCAUCAUGGAAAACCGGCCUACCAGUCUCCCUGCCAAGACGGCCUACGAGCAACUGAAGCACAAGCAGGAGUACCAACAAAUGGUAUCGGCCGCCAAGAAGAAAGAGUUAAAAGAAGCUAAGGAACGGAAGAAAGCUCAAGCCAGCCAGCAGAGGUUGGAAGAGCAGAUGGCAGCGGCAGUCACAACCUGGAAUGUUGAAAUAUUACCAAAAUGGGACACAAUGCACACACACAAGAAGUGCCGAGAGCUGUGGUGGCAGGGCCUCCCGUCGUGCGUGAGGGGGAAGGUGUGGAAGCUGGCGAUUGGAAAUGACCUCAACAUAACCCCACAGCUGUACACCAUCAUGGUCCAGAGGUCGGUAGAGAAGCUGGUCAGCCUAAGUGAGUGCGGGAGCAUGGCCAGUCAAGAGGACGUGACGAGUGACUGUGGGGACCAGGAAGCCACGAUUGACCUCAUAAGGCUAGAUGUGUCAAGAACCUUUCCCAACCUGUGUAUCUUCCAGAAGGGUGGACCCUAUCAUGAUCCCCUUCACAACAUCCUUGGGGCCUAUGCCUGCUACCGUCCCGAUGUUGGCUAUGUACAGGGCAUGUCCUUUCUAGCGGCCACUCUGCUGCUCAACAUGGACGAGACCGAUGCAUUUAUCGCGUUCUCUAACCUCCUCAAUCGGCCAGCACACAUGGCGUUCUUCAGAGUAGAUCAGCCAGUGAUGUGCGCGUACUACAACGCCUUCGAGGAGCUCCUAGCCAUCAACCUCCCUCACCUUGCGGAGCACUUACGGAACAUUGAGGUCACGCCAGAUCUCUACAUCCUGGACUGGCUGUUGACGGUGUUCUCGCGGCCAUUGCCCAUUGAUGCUGCUGUCAGAAUAUGGGACGUUUAUCUCAGAGACGGAGAGGAGUUUCUGCUUAGAGCUGCCAUUGGCAUCCUAAAACUAUACGAAACGGUCCUGACCAACCAGGAGUGCACUGCCACUGCGGCUCAGUUCCUCACCCGCUUGCCAGAGGACCUCGGCGCAGACGCUCUCUUCCGAGCCAUUGCAUCCGUCCGAACCUCCGCCCACAAACGCACAUUCACACAGAUCCUGCAAGCGCACAUGGACGCCGCGGCCAGUCACUCCGUAUGAUUUCCGGCCGAUGUUUAUUGCAGUUUAUUGUUAUUAUUUUUGUAUUUAUUGGCAAAUUUUUUUAUGGUGUAUGUGCGUGUUUUGGCCGCGACUGAGAAAGCUUGGAAAGGAAAGUUGAGGAGAGAAAAGGAUUAUGAAUUGUCUGAUGGAUUCUCUUGUGUUGAGAAAUGUUUUUCUAUGAUCUGAUUUAGGUUCACAGUUUGUAUCGAUCUGUUAUGGUAUUUGAGUAUUUAUAGAAACUUGAAAAGUGAAUAGAAACUCUCAUUUUUGUAUUCUUAUUAUCUUACUGUGGUCAGAAGAUGAUUUGUAGUUGAAAGUUUUCCUUAUUUUAUAAUGUUAUUGAUUUUCUUGUCACCAUUAUUAUU
Penaeus indicus is the source of this 2118-nucleotide messenger RNA. RefSeq names its product TBC1 domain family member 14-like. NCBI's taxonomy places the organism in Eukaryota, Metazoa, Arthropoda, Malacostraca, Decapoda, Penaeidae. The transcript is spliced from 9 exons. The record is from RefSeq and is a predicted model, not a curated record. Bases 254 to 1753 code for a protein of 499 amino acids.